Messenger RNA from Pollicipes pollicipes, 2270 nucleotides. RefSeq lists its product as uncharacterized. The record is from RefSeq and is a predicted model, not a curated record. Bases 425 to 1765 code for a protein of 446 amino acids. Lineage: Eukaryota; Metazoa; Arthropoda; Thecostraca; Pollicipedomorpha; Pollicipedidae. The transcript has 9 exons.
ACCACCUGAGCGUGCCCCUCCGUCGCCGGCCGCCACCGCCGUCGCUGCUCUCCGUCCGCGCGGUGUGACGACCCCUCGGUGACCUGUGGGGUGCCAGCUCGGCGUGAGCGUGACCCGCCGGCGUCUCUCCGACGGUGACGUGACCCUGGCGUCUGCCGCGUCGCCCGGCGCGACCCGAACCUGACCUGGUGUGAUCCGUAGCGCGGCGGGCGACCUCUGAGCGAGUCUCGAGCGGCGGGUAGGCAGGCCCGACGGGUCCGAGUGUUGGGAGCGGGCGCCAGAGGUGGACGCCCGUCUGCGGCGCUGUGCCGGACUGCGGGCGGCGGCGAGGGAGCGUCGGCGCUCGGCGCUGCUGGAGGAGCGUGGGACUUGCUCGAGUGCCUCUCCGACCUCAGUCCGUACGACUGACGGGGCCGCCGACGCCAUGUCUGGCCCGCUGCUGUGGCUGCUGCUGCUGGCGAAGAUCUCGUUGGCGAUGGCAGAAGGACAAGACUAUGAAGUGGCCGACAUCAGCUGUAGCUUCGUCGGCAACGGCGGCGAGACGGACCGGCUGUCUGCGAGGCUACGCAAGCCGGCCGGCUUCCGCGGCUACCCGCUGUUCGCCGACGACCGGCAGCUGGACCCACGGCUCGACUCCAGCUGUCAGAUCGUGCCCGACCCCACCGACCCCGACCAGCUCAUCUACAACAUGCUCGUCACCGACUUCAAGCGCUGCGGGGUGCUUAAGCGCAAUGGGUUCGUGAACGUGCGGCUGUGGUUCCCGCAGCUGCCGGGUGUGGUGAUGAUGUCCGACCAGGAGGUGAUCAUCAUGUGCAAGCCCACAGCGCCCACCGUCGUCGAGAAGAGGGCGGCUGCCUUCGCCGGCAGGGUGCCGACCGGGGCGCGCGUGUCGGGCAUCGUGGAGGAGUCCCCGGGCCGGCUGGAGUACGAGGUCGGCCUGUACCGCGAGCGCGGCGUCAACAGCGGCUCGUUCACGGUGCCGGUGGACGAGCCGGUGCCGAUCGGCACGCGGCUCCAGCUCGUCACCAGAAUCAGCACCGAGGCCGUGUGGAAAUACGCAGAACUUCUGGAGGUGACGGUUUCGAACAGCCAGUCUGAUCCAUACUCUCCAGGAUAUGUGACUUUGGUGAAGGACAGCUGCCGAAAUCCGGAGCUGACUUCGAUCGUGCUGACGCAGCCGUACCAGACGGCCGACCAGCCGCACCAGGUGCUGCUCACGCUCGAGGCGUUUUUGCUGGGCCACGGCGAGGACCAGCAAGACUCCACCCAGCUCUGGCUGCAUACCAAGGUGCUGGCCUGCACUCAGCGGCAGGACUGCAAGCCGGACUUCUGUCUGGACCUUUUCCAGCCCUCUGGGCACGGUCGGCGCCGCAGGUCGACCAGAGAGCUGUCACCUGGCGGCCAGAGGGCCGGCAGCAACCUCACCAGCUUUGGCGACAACAUCGGCAUCAAGGUGGUCAUGCCGGAAGAGUUCUACGUCACCGCCAGCCGGAUGCAGUCGUCGUGCUCGUCCUUCGCCGUGCUGAUCUCGCUGAUGGGCUGCUUUCUGGCCAUCUCGUGCGGCCUGCUCUGCUUCCUGGCCGUGCGCCUGCAGCGCGCGCUGGCCACGCAGAAGCGCGAGUCGCUAGAUGACGUCAUCGUGCGUCACAUGCGCCGCUUCGAGCUGGAGCGCGACCGCGUGCGCAAGCUGCACCACGAGAACCUGAGCAACCCGGACUACGCCACCGACUCGAGCACCAUCUCGGCCGUCUCCGGGGAGUACUAGCCGACCGGUGGAACCGGACGGCGCAAGGAGCAAAGUGUGAGCCUGAGGAGACCGCGCAACGACGCUGAAUAGGUGGCCUCACGUGGACCGAACAUUUGUGCUGUACCUGCAAGCGACUGCUGAUCGCCUGUGUCGGGUCCCCAUCGUGCAGGCGGUGUGAGCCGUCUGACUAAGACCAGAAGUGUUACACGGCGCGGACAUGCGUGAGUGAGGAACGGGUCUGGUAGCUCCGUGGGUCACGGCGACACCAGUGUGAGUCCCGAUCAACUGAGGCGCAUCUGAAGAGUGCGCGACUGUAGCAGUGCGCGCAAAGUCCGACGGAGGAGCGUCGCAGUUAAGUGGACUAAGCGAAAGCAAAUAUCACAGCGUAUCAUCGACGUCAAGCGCGCAGCCUGACGGCCCCGGAGUCGCCCGAGCCUGCGCUCUGCAGAAGUGUGCGACAGCGGUGCUCGGGAGACCCCGCGCGGCUCGCGACCGAGCGGCGACGGGGGCCGCUCGUCGGCCA